GUAGGUUAGCUCACAAUAAGAGCUGCUGUCAGUAAAGGAGUGCACACGGUGUGAGAGUGCAGUCAGUCUGUGUGUGUGAGUUCAGUGAGAGUGUGUGAGUCCUGACCAGAACUUCAGUCGUGAUAUGGUGGAUACAGUAAAGUUUCCAGCCUCGCUGUUUAGCCUCCUGCUGCUUUUUCUCUCUGGAGUUUCGUCUUACACGGAGUUUGAAAUCACUGUGCCCAGUGCUGGUCAGGUUGGUGUGUACGGGCAGGCUGUUGUUCUGUCCUGUAGCUUUCCUGUGGGCAGCUCCUGGGAUGAGGGCAGCACUGUGAUUACCUGGCAGCGCAACUUAGAGGUGGUCCACAGCUUUUACCACAACUUAGAUCAGCUGGACCGCCAGAGCCCUCACUAUGCCGAUCGAACAAGCCUGUAUCAUGAAGAGAUGUCGAAGGGAAAUGCUUCGCUCAGGCUGGAGCGGGUCACCCUGAAGGAUGAGGGGGUGUACACCUGCUCGGUCAGCACACAGAUUGGAAGCCAGAAGAAGAGCUUCAGGCUGAAAGUGGCAGCCUUCUUUCCAGAGCCCCAUCUGCACAUCAGCUUACUGCAUAACGGACAGGUGGACCUGCUGCUGACCUCACAGGGAGGUUACCCCUCUCCCUCACUGCAAUGGCUGAUAGGAAACACAGAGGACGUCACUGAGGUAACGCAAACGCAGCUUGAACAGGACGAAAACACAAAGCUGUACAGCGUGAACAGCAAGCUGAACCUGACCCGUGGCACCAACUCAUCCAUCACUUUCAUCCUGAAGAACGAGGAUCUGGGGCAGGAGAUCCGGAGGAACAUCGAUCUUUUUUCAGAAAAUGAAGAAACCGGUGGUCUACAAGCAAGACAUCAGCUGGUUAUUUUUGUAGUGCUGCUUGUUGUGGUCACCUCAGCAGCAGUCGUUACCUUUCUCUUCAGACGACGGAAACAGAAAAAUUUAAAUAAGGAUUCAACAAGGACUCCAGAAGUCUCAGAAGCCUUGAAUCCCUCCAAGACUGCUAAUGGUAGCAUGAUUGACAAAUCUCCCUGCUGACAGGAAAUGGAGUAUGUUGGAACUAUGAUAAUGUAAAAAACAGUCAAGGCAGAAAAGGCAUACUAAUCACUGUAGCAUUUCAGUGGCUAUGCAUGACAUACUGUUCCCAUUCCGUUUACAUUCUGGACGUGUCCUCCAGUGUCAGACACAUGUACAUGUGUAGAUGUUUCCCUACGGGUACCUUCUUGGAGCUAUAUUUAAUGUAAUAUAGUUGGGUGGUGUUUUGCAUCAGUGUUAAAGACUGUAGGAGAAAACAUACUCUUUCUCUGCCACUGAUAACGGCUUUCUGUUGGCUAAAAGGCACAGUUGUGGUUCAUGCAUGACUAGAGGAUUGUGCUAUUGAGCAAACUUAAAACGUUGUUAAUUUUUCAGUUAACAAACGUAAAACGUUGACUGGUUUUACCUCAGUAUUAAGUAAAGCAAUUAGUCUUAAUUGUGAUUAAUUUUAAUUUGGACCAUUUUUAUUAACAUUGUACGAGGUUCAUUAAUUUUAGUUAUUAGGUAACUAUACUAAAAUGUAUUGGUUAAUAAAACAUAUAACAUACCUAUUCAUUUCUUAAAGGCACACACUUUUAAAGGAAGAUCAACUUAUUUGUUUAAACUGUCAGUGCUUAUUUACGGUCUAAACUCCUGAAUGGUUUCAACCAUUUCAAAUUAUUAUUGCUAUGUGAAUU
Astyanax mexicanus (Mexican tetra) is the source of this 1731-nucleotide messenger RNA. RefSeq lists its product as uncharacterized. The transcript is spliced from 4 exons. Lineage: Eukaryota; Metazoa; Chordata; Actinopteri; Characiformes; Acestrorhamphidae. Gene Ontology annotation, biological process: T cell costimulation; positive regulation of T cell proliferation; negative regulation of T cell proliferation. The record is from RefSeq and is a predicted model, not a curated record. The coding region runs from base 125 to 1057 and encodes 310 amino acids. Gene Ontology annotation, cellular component: external side of plasma membrane.